AUGAGCGGUGGAGUGAACUUCAAAGUCAUAUCUCAGAGUCAGAGCGACGCAGGUGUCAGCUCCGGUCUGCCUCUACCUCGAAGCAUGAUGCCUCAUCCCAAACAGCAAUACGGCGUCCCCCCCCAUCCUACGGGUCAGUAUCAACACCCACCUAGACGACAGCUUUCCUACUCUUCAUCUUCAUCCGUGUCCUCGGGUCCUGCAGAGAUGCUGAGAGGUACAGCUUUAAAGAACCACCUGCUGCAGCAAAAAUCAGGCACCUAUUCCCAUAGAAGCCCAGCAGCUACAGAGCGUACCGAUGGGACGUGCUCGGCGUACAGCAGCCCUCAGAUACCAAAGAGGGAAGUCCGACGCUCUAAAGACACACUGGACCUCCGCGCCAGCACGCUGAACCAGACUGCUUUGCGAGACCUCCAGUUGAGACGAACCACCAACAAAAACUGGACUUUUGGAAAAUACCGUCUGAAGAGUGUAGACAACGCAGCUGAGGGUGACGCCUCGUGCCGGCUCUCUUCCAAUGUCCAGCUAGGACACGGAAGAGGACGUCUCUUUUCUAAUAAAGGUGCAAAUGGCAAUGAGCUUCCGGGUGUUUCUUCCUCUGGAAUGGGCAAUGUCCAAAAAGAGGUGAGGAAUAUCUCCUACCAGCACCUGGGAGCUUCAGAAAGAAGCGUGUCCAGCGGCAAAUCAAAGUCUUCUCAUCACACGUUCAACAUGCCACGCAGAAGGAGCGAGCCAGGAAAAGUCAACAUGGCCGCUAUUGCUCCCUUCAGGUUCAGGUUUCAGGUCCAUGAUGACACAGAUCCCGCCCUCGAUGAUCUCAGUGACUGUUCUUCUGACUCCAUGGAGGUCUGCUGUGACGAGCUAGGAGGCAUGCUUGGAAAUAGUGUGAAAGGCAGAGAAGGAGAUUUGAAGAUGGAAAGGACGGAUAGCACAAAGGCGUACGGCCAAGCAGAUGGCAAAGGAGUUGGUAUGGCAGCUAAGAGGGCAAAGUCUGGAGUGCCUCAGAGCACACAGAGGGGUGAACUGAAGGUUUACCGGGCGGGUACCUCUGAGGGAAGGCUACCAGUGCCCUCCAAUCUCCGCAAGCAGAGGUCCAUGACAAACCUGGCUGUACUCACUGACGCCGAGAAGAAGUUACACCUUUAUGAGCCCAAGUGGUGUGAUGACAUGGCCAAGCCCGGAGCGGGGCAGACCAAGAUGGGCAAGCCAAAGACAGCAGGGGUUGGCAGCAGUGCCGGAGGGGGUGCCCCUCUUUCUCGAAACCUUUCCAAAUCUGAACACUCGCUGUUCCAGGGCAAGCCCAAGCCCUUCAGCCCCCUGGCCGCUCCAUCUGCUCUGAGCAAGCAGAGCCGCAUACCUCGUGCUCCUUACGCUGAGGUCAAGCCCCUAAGCAAGGCGCCCGAGGAUGGGAAGUCAGAUGACGAGAUCCUCUCCAGCAAGGCCAAGGCCAACGCUAAGAAGCAGGGAGCCGGAGCCGGAGGGGAGUCCGGUUCCAAAGGCCAAGGGGAGGAAGGGGGAGACAAGCCCUUCCUGAAGGUGGACCCAGAACUGGUGGUGACUGUGCUGGGCGACCUGGAGCAGCUGCUCUUCAGUCAGAUGUUGGACCCGGAGUCGCAGAGGAAGCGGACCGUGCAGAAUGUUCUUGACCUCCGCCAGAAUUUGGAGGAUACAAUGUCGAGUCUGCGAGGCUCUCAGCUCAGUCAUAGCUGUAUGGACAGCAGUAAUGUGGGCUACGACAGCGACGAGACCAACGCUCGCAGCAUAUCCAGCAUGUCCAACCGCUCGUCGCCUCUCUCCUGGCGCCACGGCCAGUCCAGCCCUCGUCUCCAGGCGGGCGACGCCCCGUCCUCCACAGGCGGCGGGUACCAGGGGGGUAAGACCGGCUCCCAGUACACGGCCCAAACCAUGCCGGCUCGCUGCUCCAGCCGCCUCGGCAGCACGUCUCGCAUUGAGCUCAUCGAGGGGUUGGACGACACAGACCUAAAGUCUGGUUACCUGAGCGACAGUGACCUUCUAGGAAAGAGCCUGCCGGAUGACGACGAUGACAACCUGGCCAAUGGGUGGGACGAGAGCAGCUCCAUCAGCAGCGGCCUCAGCGACGGUGAAGGUGAUGGCUCGGAGAACCUCAGUUCAGAGGAGUUCAACGUCAGCUCCUCCCUCAACUCCCUCCCGAGCACACCCUUGGGAUCCAGACGCAGCUCCUCUGUUAUGCUCCGCACCGACGCAGAGAAGCGCUCCCUGGUGGAGAGUGGACUUUCGUGGUACAGCGAGGAGGGCAAAGCCGCCCACAAGCUCGACAGUUGCAGCUUCGACACGGGGAGUCUGAAGACGGAGGCCCCGAGCAAGUGGAGGAAGAAGCCUCCGAGCCUCAGCGAAGAUUCAGGGUGUAAAGGAGAGCUGAGGAAGCCUCAGAGCUUGGGUCAUCCAAGUAGUUUCAAGAAGGGUCGUAAUCCUCCCAUAGGCGUGACCUCCCCCAUCACCCACACCUCUCAGAGCACUUUGAAAGUCGCAGCACCUAAAAGUGAGAAGCCACUGGAUAAAUCCAGGAUUUCCCUCAAAACUGCUGGUCUACAACGGUCUCGUUCAGAUGCUGGAAGGGAUCAUCAUGGAGAGCACCGUAAGCCCCCGUCAGGUUUAGUUAAACCCACAGCCGGAGCCUCCUUUGGCUACAAGAAGCCCCCGACAGCCACCGGUACCGCCACUGUGAUGACAGCAGGGGGCGCCACCAUCUCCAGUGGCUCUGCCACUGUGGGGAAAAUCCCCAGGUCCUCUGGCAUCCCUAUGAAGCCUAUGGGAGGAGGGACACCCUCGGGUCGAAAGAACAGUUUCGACGCCAGCAGUGAGCAGAGCUUCCUGGGGCCAAACGCCCGAAACAGCAUCCAGUACCGCAGCCUGCCUCGACCAGCCAAAUCGAGCACGCUCAGUGUGAUUGGUCGCCCUGCCCCUCGGCCCGUCAGCGGUAUCAUUGACCCCAGUCUGUUGACUCUGAAACCUGUGCCCAUGGCCUCCACGGGCCCCAGGAUCAAAGAGCCUGGGAGCUGCAGCGGUAAGAUGUCUAAUCGGACGAGCACAGGCCCAGUGAACAUGACGGACCGAGAGAAGGAGAAGGAGAGAGCCAAGGCCAAGGCCGACCUGGACUGUGGUUCUCUGAAAGGAGACGCUCCCUCCACAGGAGAGUCCACUGUGAAGCUGCACGGCCUGAGACGGACCGGCAGCAGCAAAUACCCUGAACUCUCAUCACCCACCACUCCAAGGAUGCUGAACACUAAGUCUCUGGGUCGUCCACCCAGCCUGGCUCACCUGGACAAGGUCAACUCCAACAGUCUGGAUUCCUGUGUGACCAUCCAGGACCUCCCGCCCAAAGUCCCCCCUUACUCCAAGCUGCAGGACUUGGCUGGUUCCCACACCUCCUCCCGCCUCACCCCGAGCCCGGCGCCCGUUCUCCACAUCGAUUCCCCCGGCUCCUACACCAGCGAGAGCCUGAGUCUCUGCGGAUCGCCGCUGCUCUACCCCAAGCUGUCCGGCAUGCACCGCAGCAUGGAGUCCCUGCCGCUCCAGAUGAGCGUGCCUUCCAGUGCGAGGUUUGUGAGAACUGAGAUGCAUGACAAGGAUGAGAGGGGUACGGGAACCUGGGGAGCCGGAAGCAGGACAUCCCUCAACCUCACAGAUAGCUUGCAGACAGACAGAAAUACCUUGCCGAAGAAAGGCUUAGAACGCUAUGGCUCAAGCCUGUCAGAUAGUGACGGCAAACCGGGCCGACGCCACUCCCACAACAUAGUGAGCAUGACGGACAGCGAUAGCCCCCCCCAGCUGCCUUCUCCCACCCGACCGCUCCUCCUCCUCCCUUCCUCCGGCAGGGCUCCUCUCACCAACGUGGUUGCCCCAAUUUCCAGCGGCACCCCGAGGAUAUCGCGCUCCAACAGCAUCGGCCCACCCAGUGAGUCAGCCUGCGAUCUCUACGGAUCCUCCCCCCUGGGCAGCAGUAUGUCCCUGGCCGACCGGCCAAAAAGCAUGAUGCGGUGCGGGUCUUUCCGCGAACCAGGGGAUGAUGUGCAUGGCUCGGUGCUCUCUUUGGCGUCCAAUGCUUCAUCCAACCAUUCCUCGAAUGAGGAGAGGAUACAAGGGGAGCAAAUCCGCAAGUUGAGGCGGGAGCUGGAGUUUUCCCAGGAAAAGGUUGCCGACUUGACCAUGCAGCUUAGUGCCAAUCUAGGCCAGGCUAAUCUGGUAGCAGCGUUUGAGCAGAGUUUGGCGCUGAUGACGGCACGCCUGCAGACCCUGUCGGUGUCCUCGGAGCAAAAGGUACUGAUCACGAUGCUAAUGAUUGUUAAACCAACUGAGACAUGUGACUCUGAGCUCACCGAUCUGAAGGAUACCAUCGAGGUUCUGAGGGUCAAAAACACAGAGACCCAAGAAAUCAUUGAGGGGGCUCUCAGUACUCCGGACAUCGAACCCAAAAUUCCAGAAUAUUCUGAACUUGCGAUCAAUCGGCAGAACUCGUCCGAAAGCAUCUGUAGCCUCACCAGCAACACCAGCCACACCAGCCACUCCAGUAUUGGAAGUCUUAAAGAGCAGGAGGCCAAGAAGAAGAAGAAGAAGAGCUGGUUACGCAGCUCCUUCAACAAGGCAUUUAGUAAGAAGGGCUCCAAGCAGUCUGGGCCGUAUGCUGACAUUGAGGAAAUUUCCACCCCAGAAUCCUCUGCACCAUCCUCCCCUAAAGUCCACCAUGUUGGGAACAACCCUCCAUUGUCAAUGAAAUCCUCUGCAUCUACAUCAUCAUCAGGACUCGGUGAAGGAGAGGAGGUGGGCGAUGAUAAGGUUGUAACAACGCUGCGUACAGAGCUGUGGGAGAAGGAGCGCAAACUGACCGACAUCCGCCUGGAGGCUCUGAGCUCUGCCAGUCAGCUGGAGCAGCUGCAGGAGGCCAUGACCAACAUGCAGUCAACAGUGGAGAACCUGAAGGCGGAGAACGACCAUCUGAAGACCGGUACUCUGUCCCCCUGUCCGUCUCCUGGACCCUCCAGCUCUGCCUCCCAGUCCUCGGGUCUCACUGCUCUGGGAAGCUCAUCACCCCGACAGUCCGUAGCCAUGCAAAUGCCCAAGAGCUACAGCAGAGGGCUGAGUGAGGGGAGCAGCUCAGCAGACGUCUUCUUUCCAGAUUCUCUCAGUCUUUCCUCACAGAGGGACGACCACCGUGUUCGGGUGGUGAUUUGUGUCGCAGAUUUACACGUCUUCAAAGAUGAGGUCAAGCAGCAGGACUUCUUCGUCGGCACCGUCAGGGUGAAUGGCAGGAUGGACUGGCCCAUGCUGGACUCGGCUGUCAGCCAGGCUUUCAAGGUGUACAUAGCCAAGGUGGACCCCACUUCUAGUCUGGGCCUGUCUACAGACUCCAUCUACAGUUACAGUAUGGGCCAUAUCAAGAGAGUGCUGGGAGGAGAAUCUCCAGAGACACAGCCCUCUCGCUGCAUGUCCCGAGGCCCCACAAGCAUCACAGUGGCUCUGAAAGGUUUGAAGGAGAAGUGUGUGGACAGCCUGGUAUUCGAAACCCUCAUUCCCAAACCCAUGAUGCAACACUACAUCAGUCUGCUGCUCAAACACCGCCGUCUCAUCCUGUCUGGACCGAGCGGGACGGGUAAGAGCUACCUCGCUUCGCGGCUGGCCGAGUACCUGGUGGACCGCAGCGCCCGCGAACUCUCCGACGGCAUCGUGGUCACUUUCAACAUGCACCGCCAGUCAUGCAAGGAUCUUCAGCUUUAUCUUUCCAACCUGGCCAAUCAGAUCGAUCGGGAAACCAGUACGUCUGAAGUACCGCUAGUCAUUAUUCUGGAUGACGUUCAUGGGCCUGCUUCUCUCAGCGAACUAGUCAAUGGUGCUCUCACCUGCAAAUAUCACAAAUGUCCUUACAUUAUUGGAACAAGCAAUCAGCCAGUGAAGAUGAUUGCGAACCACGGCCUCCACCUCAGCUUCAGGAUGGUGACCUUCUCCAACAAUGUGGAGCCAGCCAACGGCUUCCUGGUGCGCUACUUGCACAGGAAGCUGAUGGAGUCGGAGGAUGAGAAAAGCUUGACCAACGAGGACCUGAUCAGGGUGUUAGACUGGGUGCCCAAACUGUGGUAUCAUCUGCACGCCUUCCUGGAGAAGCACAGCACGUCUGACUUCCUCAUUGGCCCUUGCUUUUUCCUGUCCUGUCCGGUCAAAGUGGACGAGUUUCGAUCGUGGUUCAUUGACCUUUGGAACCACUCUAUCAUUCCUUACCUGCAAGAGGGGGCCAAGGACGGCAUCAAGGUCCACGGCCAGAAGGCGGUGUGGGAGGACCCGGUGGAGUGGGUGCGAGGCACCCUGCCUUGGCCUUCUGCCCAGCAGGACCAGGCCAAGCUGUUCCACUUGCCUCCCCCCAGCAUCACCUCCGGCAGCCCCGGUCAGCCCUGCGAGGAGAGGCCUCACAAGGAGACUCCACCCAGCUCCAUGGAAUCUGAUCCACUGAUGGCAAUGCUUUUGAAACUUCAAGAGGCUGCCAAUUACAUUGAAUCCCCAGACAAAGAAGACCCUAGUCUGCCUAAACUUUGA
Molecule: messenger RNA, 6564 nt
Organism: Anoplopoma fimbria (sablefish)
Lineage: Eukaryota; Metazoa; Chordata; Actinopteri; Perciformes; Anoplopomatidae
Gene: nav1b
Product: neuron navigator 1b
Exons: 32
Coding region: 1-6564 (2187 amino acids)
Biological process (GO): neuron migration; nervous system development; neurogenesis
Cellular component (GO): axon initial segment; microtubule cytoskeleton
Molecular function (GO): ATP hydrolysis activity
Source: RefSeq, a predicted model, not a curated record